Molecule: messenger RNA, 1540 nt
Organism: Gastrolobium bilobum
Lineage: Eukaryota; Viridiplantae; Streptophyta; Magnoliopsida; Fabales; Fabaceae
Product: probable vacuolar amino acid transporter YPQ2
Exons: 12
Coding region: 34-1176 (380 amino acids)
Source: RefSeq, a predicted model, not a curated record
CCGAAACUCUCUCACACAACACACACACAGAGAAUGCCACCCUCUUACUGUGUGACGGAGAGGAAACCCUGUGUGGGAUGGGUUGAGAAAUAUUUCCAAGACUGUCUUUGCGAUCUGAGAGAUAACAUCUCGUUCAGUUUGGGGCUCAUCAGUCUUAUAUUUUGGGGUGUAGCAGAAAUUCCUCAGAUAAUCACUAUUUUUCACACCAAGUCCAGCCAUGGAGUGUCCCUUGCUUUUCUCCUUGCUUGGGUCGCCGGUGACAUAUUCAACCUUCUGGGUUGCAUUCUGGAACCAGCUACGUUGCCUACCCAGUAUUACACAGCUCUGCUUUACACAAUCACUACGAUCGUAUUAAUGCUGCAAGUCAUGUAUUAUGACUACAUCUCCAGAUGGUACAAACAUCGUCAGAAGAUCAUCAACAAAGGGGCUCUCGAAGAAGAGAAAAAACCAUUGAAACCGAAACCAAGUGACGAGUCUGGAAUUCCAAUACCACAUGGUACACUCAAAGCAGCACCUCGACCGGAGUACUACUAUAUGUCAGCAAGAUCAUUGGCUGGGAGUGGCACGCCACCCUGGCGUACCUACAUGAGAGCUGCAAAAAGUGGGCCUUCAGCCUUGGAAUUGAACGAUGACUCUUCUUCUGAGGAUGAAGCAUCUUCAGCUUCCUUUAAAAAUUCUGCAACCCAGCCUAGGCCCAUUCCACGAUCUGUGGCUGGAAGUUAUGGAACAUUAAUCGCAGCAUCCCUUAACUUGCCCCGGAAGAGUAAUGCUUUGAGAGAAGGAUACAUAGGAUUUAAUGGAAGAAAGCUCUUGCAGGGGCACGAGACACACAGUACAAUUGGUCAAUGGUUGGGAUGGCUCAUGGCUGCUAUCUAUAUAGGUGGUAGACUUCCCCAAAUAUGGUUGAACAUUAAAAGAGGUACUGUGGAGGGCUUAAAUCCUUUCAUGUUCCUAUUCGCACUGAUCGCUAAUGUCACUUACGUGGGAAGUAUUCUUGUACGAACCACGGAAUGGGAAAGCAUCAAAGCUAAUAUGCCAUGGUUGUUGGAUGCCGUAGUUUGCGUGGCACUAGACCUUUUUAUAUUAUUGCAAUACAUCUACUAUAGAUACUUUCGAAGGAGAGAAGCAAGUGAUGAUAGAGACUACCAAGAAGCGAGAAAAGCAAUUGCAUCUUGAUUUGUGUAGCUGUGCCUUAACCGAUUGAUGUUAAAUUGAAAAAUUAAUGGGCAGCUUCCUAAAAGUAAGCCAUUAUUGGGCUUAUGUGAACACCCUUGAAGGAGAUGGUUGAGAAGGGUGUAACCAAAUAUUAUAUAUGGAUUAUAUGAAACUAAAACACUGAUGUUUAAUUGUAGAAUUUAUGAUAGUGACUACUCUGUUGUGUUGAUCUAAUCACCUUCAAACCACAGAUUAGAGCUUUCUUCGAAGUUUAUACACCUUCAUUACAAUUGUUGAUGUGGCAAGCAGUGAACUAAACUAUGUAUGUGAAAGUAUAUACCCACACUAAUUAGUAUUAUAGAUAUUCAAACCCAGAAUAGAUGGA